UUUCUUAAGUGAUAUAAAAUGGACGAAACCCGAUAAUUAUGUAUAGUACUUUUAUUAAACAAAGAUUAUAAAUAUUAUUUUACUAUUGUUUUAAAAUGAAUAAUUAAAUUAUUCUAACUAUAAAACCUUUUUCUGAAAAAUAUAAUAAAGGAUGUAUAUACUAAGAAAGCGUUUCUACAAUAAUUACUUACUUAUAUUUGCAUUAACUUUUGUUUUUGUAUUGUUCUUUUGUGAAUAUUUUAUAUAUUAUAUAGUGCUUACACAGUGUAAUUGGCCAUCCUUAGACCCACAUAAGACUGUUUCGUCUGUUGAUUCAUCAAAGCAUAAUGAACGUCCUGUACGAGCAAUGUUUAUUUCUGAUACUCAUUUACUUGGUCCAAAAAAUGGUCACUGGUUUGAUAAAUUGAGAAGAGAAUGGCAAAUGUAUAGAGCAUUUCAAACGUCAAUAGCAAUUCAUAAACCCGAUAUAAUUUUUAUUUUAGGUGAUAUAUUUGAUGAAGGUGAUUGGUCUAAUGAUAAGGAAUUUGACAAUUAUGUAUCAAGAUUUCGUUCACUGUUUUCUGUGUCAAAUGGCAUUCGCCUUUAUACUGUAGCUGGAAAUCACGAUAUAGGAUUUCAUUAUGCCAUAACACCUUACUCAAAUCAAAGAUUUGUAAAUAAAAUGAAAGCACCCAGUGUUCGAAGAAUCAGCUCAAAUGGUAAUCAUUUCAUCUUAAUCAAUAGUAUGGCACUAGAAGGAGAUGGUUGUUUUCUGUGUAAAUCUACAGAAAUUGCAAUAAAUAAAGUUGCUGAUCAUUUAAAAUGUGCGAAAGGAAUACGUAAUAAUUGCACUAAAAGUGAUGAAUUAUCCAUAUACAGUCGGCCUAUUCUUCUUCAGCAUUAUCCAUUGUAUCGUAUAUCUGACGAAAUAUGUAAUGAACUUGAUGAAGCACCACAUAAAAUAAAACGUUUACAAUUUCGUGAACGAUGGGAAUGUUUGUCAAAGGAAGCAUCUGAACAAAUGAAUUUAAAGCUUUUAGAUAUUUUAAACCCAAGACUGGUUAUUGGUGGUCAUACUCACUAUGGUUGCAGAAGAAUACACAGAGAUGAUAUUUUGGAAUUUACAAUCCCCUCUUUUAGCUGGAGAAAUAUCAAUAAUCCAUCUUUCCUGUUGGGUAUAUUCACUCCAAGUAAUUUUUCUGUAUCAAAGUGUUACAUGCCAGUUGAAUCUACUGUGAUCUUAAUAUAUAGCAUAAGUAUAGUAUGCUUUUUCGUAUGUUUAAUUAUAAAAUAUAUACCUAAAACAAUUCUAAUUGUAUUUUUGAAGGUGAAAUCAUAAUAUUAAUCUGAUCUUUUAUAAGUUCCUACAUAUUUAUAGUCCUAUUGUUUCAAUAUUCUAAAUAAAAUACAGAGAAAGGAAAUUUUA
Molecule: messenger RNA, 1405 nt
Organism: Vespa mandarinia (Asian giant hornet)
Lineage: Eukaryota; Metazoa; Arthropoda; Insecta; Hymenoptera; Vespidae
Gene: PGAP5
Product: Per1-like protein PGAP5
Biological process (GO): GPI anchor biosynthetic process
Molecular function (GO): hydrolase activity
Source: RefSeq, a predicted model, not a curated record